Molecule: messenger RNA, 2141 nt
Organism: Diorhabda sublineata
Lineage: Eukaryota; Metazoa; Arthropoda; Insecta; Coleoptera; Chrysomelidae
Product: syntaxin-5
Exons: 4
Coding region: 218-1327 (369 amino acids)
Biological process (GO): intracellular protein transport; endoplasmic reticulum to Golgi vesicle-mediated transport; vesicle fusion
Cellular component (GO): endomembrane system; Golgi membrane; SNARE complex
Molecular function (GO): SNAP receptor activity; SNARE binding
Source: RefSeq, a predicted model, not a curated record
GUCAUUUUACGUCAUAAUGUCAUGUGGCAAUAGACGUGUACAUAGUAAAAGUAUUAAAAUUAAUAAUUAAACAGAUUGGUUAUUUUCAAGUAAUUAUGCCUGACAUAUACUAAAAUUUAUUACACGUGUAAUACUUAAAAUUCGGUUUAUUUUUUUAUAUAUUUAGAAUAUGAUAAUUCGUUUAAAAAUUAUUUUGUAAUGGUAAUUUAAUAAUGCGAUGCUCCCUAGACGUCGACGAACUGGCUCAGAAAAUGAGCCUCAAAUUUUAAUAGGAAACGAUAAUUAUUGGUCUAAUAGUAAGCCUAAAACAAUAAAUCAAAUAAACUCUGUGUAUCCGAACAAUGUUACUACUGAAUAUUAUUUAGACGAGGAUUAUAUUGAAGAUUAUACGGAACCAGAAUUAGUCAUGACCGCGAAAGAUAGAACUACUGAAUUUGUGAACACUAUACAGACUUUACAAGGAAGAAAUAUCGCUAGGGCGGUGGCUGCGAGGGAUCCCAAAAAAUCGUGGGCUAUACAAAGUCAUUCCGAAUUUAUGUUAAUCGCUAAAAAUGUUGGUAAAAAUAUCGCUAGCACCUAUACGAAACUUGAAAAGUUAACUUUACUGGCGAAAAGAAAAUCGUUAUUUGACGAUAGAACGGCCGAGAUCCAAGAACUUACUUACAUAAUAAAAAGUGAUCUCAGUAAUUUAAACCAGCAAAUAGCCCAAUUGCAAGAUGUAUCUAAGAAACAGAGGCAAGGAUCUGGUGGUAAACAUCUACAAUCCCAUUCUAGUAGCGUCGUACUAGCGCUACAAUCGAAACUAGCUAGUAUGUCGACAGAUUUUAAACAAGUCUUGGAAAUUAGAACUGAAAAUUUGAGACAUCAAAAGAACCGAAGGGACCAGUUUUCUCAGGGAGGUUUACCGCCACCUAACAUAGCCCAACCUGCACAGGGGAGUUUGUUGUUACAAGACGAAGAUCGAGUUACUAUCGAUUUAGAAAAUACAGCUUUACUCCCUAGAGGACAGACACAAAUGCAAGCGGCUCUUAUGUACGAUCAAACGGAUAAUUAUCUACAAAGUCGAGCAGAAACAAUGCAAAAUAUUGAAUCGACAAUAGUGGAAUUAGGAGGGAUAUUUCAACAAUUGGCACAUAUGGUGAAAGAACAAGACGAAAUGGUGGAAAGAAUAGAUACCAAUAUAGAACACGCAGAAAUGAAUAUAGAAGCAGCUCACGGACAGAUAGUUAAAUAUUUCAAAAGCAUUUCAUCCAACAGGUGGUUGAUGAUCAAAAUAUUUGGAGUUUUGAUUCUAUUCUUUAUCGUAUUUGUUGUAUUUUUGGCAUAAAUUGUUUUAUUGUAAGUUUUGUAUAAAGUAUAUUAUCAAUUAUAUAUUUUAAACAAUCUUUUUUUAACGUUUACACCACAACUAAACCAUUUUAACUUUCCCCAUUAAAUAUCUUGGCUCAAAAUAAUAGAUAACCUUCCUAUUAGUCUGAAUUGGCAUCAAGUGCACUUUUUUUGAUCGGUUAUUUGAAUAAUGAACUGUUUACAAAGGAUAUUGAGAGGGAUAAUAAUCGUACAACCCUCGUAUUUAUAUUAGAAACCACUUUGUUCUAAAUUCGAAAUGAAAAAAAUAUAAAUCAUAUAUUAAAAUAAAAAAUCUGAUCAAUUUGAGCCUUUUGACGAAUAUGACACCUGACCAGGGGAAGACUUUGGUUCCUCUGCCCGGGGCCCCACUGCGGAUGCAGUUUUAUUGCGUUUGGAGCCAACUAGUCAUUCGAUAGGGGCUCUUGGUCUCUUAACAGGCUUUACUUCAACCUCCAAGGUGGAAAUACUAGAUGGAGGAGGGUUGGAAGUCGAGACAACUUUAGGAUCUGAGGGUGUCCUAUGAAAUCGAUAUUCCAAUAAUUAAAAUUCCUGUUUUUGAAAAAGGAAAUCGAAAAUAUUUAUUUAUUGGUCUUAGUCCUAGUAAAUGUUGUGUCACUUUCUUUUCGCUGAGGAGAAUAGGAGGAGUAGCGGUCCAACUAGAAGGAGGUUAGGAGGAAAUCAAACAAUAUGUUCAAGUAUUGAUUAUUUUUUAUUUUUAAUCAAAAUUAUACUAAUCCAAUAAAAUUAUACUGAAAAUGUAUCAAGAAAAAAAUAAACGAAAUUCAAAUACC